Zychaea mexicana is the source of this 1051-nucleotide messenger RNA. Its product is annotated as major facilitator superfamily domain-containing protein. The record is from RefSeq and is a predicted model, not a curated record. Gene Ontology annotation, cellular component: membrane. Lineage: Eukaryota; Fungi; Mucoromycota; Mucoromycetes; Mucorales; Lichtheimiaceae. Bases 1 to 993 code for a protein of 330 amino acids. The transcript is spliced from 6 exons.
AUGCUUGUCAAUUGCGCCUGUGCGAUGAUGUGGGUGACUGGUUCCAGUGCACCAAAUACGAUGGCGGCAUGGAUGCAUGUUGACUUAACCCAACUCAACUGGCUUUCCAAUGUUGCUGCCAUAUCGAAUGCAAUAUUUUCUCUCGUGGCUGCCUAUGCAUAUGAGCGGUUUGGCGUUAAAGUGUGUAUUGUCGUAACGGGGUGUAUCAAUUUUAUCGGUUGCUGGAUACGAUGCUUUGCCAUUAUAGUUGCCCCUGAAAAACGAUAUAUUCUGGUCAUGCUUGGUCAGGUUGUUAGCAGUAUUGGCGGACCAUUUGUUUACAAUUUGUUUCUGUAUGGUUUGCUCCAAAACAUCUUAAUUAUUAUUGCGGUCAUUGCUACCGUAAGCACAAUUCCUGUGAUGCUCACACCAAGCAAACCGAAAAAUGCACCAUCUGUGAGCGCAGACAUAGAUAGAAUGGGUGUGUGGGAAGGAUUCAAGACCUUGGCCAAGGACUUUCAGUUUUGGACCAUUUGCAUUUCAACUGCAGUAAAUGUUGGAAUGUUUUUUACCAUUUGCGUUGUUGUUAUUGAAGCGGCGACGCCGUUCGGGUAUACCGAGCAACAAAGUGGAAUUGCAGCAUCUAUGCUGAUGCUGAGCGGCUUCAUUGGCGGCGUUGUCGAAAAUGGAUAUGGAAUACUACUGUGUAUCUGCUUUAUGAUCGGAUUUUUCUCUAUGGGCCUGUUCCCCGUCCAGCUCGAAUAUGCUUGUGAAAUUUCUUUCCCGGUUCCUGAGUCCGUAUCCUCUAAUAUAAUAUGGUCCUUAAGUACAGCAUUUAUGUUGGUGUUUACUAUAGUCACAGACGCUUUACGUGCCGGACCAACUGCAUCACCACCAAAUAACAUGACAAUGUCUAUGAUUGCUACAGCAAUUCUUGUUUCUGUCGGAUCCAUUCCUUGCAUUUGGCUGAAAGGUGAUAUGAAGCGGAUGGCGUUCGAUAAGCAAACUUUUUAGCAAUACUAGUAGCAACAACAUCAUCUUGUGAUCGUAAUUCCUGUACUUUUAUAGCAAC